Molecule: messenger RNA, 2019 nt
Organism: Closterium sp. Yama58-4
Lineage: Eukaryota; Viridiplantae; Streptophyta; Zygnematophyceae; Desmidiales; Closteriaceae
Source: the annotation of a GenBank genome assembly
AUGCUCUACAUAGUAUCUAGAUUUUUAGGAGCCUCGUGCCUGGAGAACGUGCCAGUCGCGUCAUCAGGCCCAAACUUGAACAUCUGCUAUACGCCAAAGAGUCAUGUUGCGUCUCUUCGGUGGCUUGACAUUGGCUCAGCCGACGUGUAUGCUGAUUUCCUUUCCACCGAUUCGUCACUAAUUUAUCUGCCCCACGUGGCUCGUAUAACUGUUGCGCUCGUAGCACACAAGCUGCAUAGUGAUGAAUGCCGCCGAGAACGCAGGCGGUACCUUCGUUUCAUUGCCCGCAACCCCUUCGCGGACAUCAAUGACUACUUUGCCGACGCAUCUCUGAUUGCUGAAGACCAGCCGACCACAGAUGCUGCAGAUUUGGCCGUCAAUUCGGAGGGGUCUGAGGGCCAACACCCACGCGGGGCGGACACCAACGACGAGGCGCCGUCGGAGGAUGAGUCUGACUACGAGAGCGACGUCGACGAUGGGGAUUCGGAUGAAAGCGAUGAUGACGACGUCACUGACGAAGGGGGCGAUUUCAACACUGCUUUGGAGUUCUUCCGCUUCGUCAUUGGCUGCAAUGGCGGCCAAGGCCUCAGCGACGAAGCAACUGCGUGGCUUUUCAAGCUCCUGCGCGACCCACGUGUGGAUCUGGAGGCUAUUCGCCCCUGGCGUACCAAACACGCCGUCAUACAGUACGGACUUCGCCUCAUGCUGGCGAGGCGGGUGUACAGGCAGGUUGAAGUGCGCAUUCCAGGCGUCGACCACACCUUCGAACUGAUGUGUACAAGCCCCGUCGAGGCCGCCCUGGACGAAAUUUAUGGCCCCGGCCAGGUGGUGUCACCCAUCAUAAUAUCAAGUGAUGCCACGAUUCUCAGCGGGAACGAGCGUGUGAAGGUUUGGGCGGUGUACCUUAGCAUCGCCAACAUCCAUCUCCGUCUGCGGUGGGGGGAUUCGGGGAAGAUUCUGCUUGCGCUUCUCCCAAUGCCCGUACAUGGAAUGACGGCCGAGCAGAAGGUGCAGCUCUUUCAAGCUGCGAUGCAGGUGGUCCUCGCGGACUUGAUUGUCGCAUCGCACACGAUGGUGCAGCUGGUGGAAAGCACCUUCCCUCGCGACGGCUCCGGGUGGAACCUUGUGAAGGUGCAUCUGCUGCUUCACCUUCCGGAGGCGAUUCGAAGGGGUGGCUUGCCUCGAGAGUACUCCGCGGCGGUGUACGAGAACGCACACAUCCGCACCUGCAAGAGGCCGUACCGCAGGUCCAACCACCGGGACCUGCUGCGGGCGAUCGCGCAGCACAACACCAACACGGCUCUCCUCACCCGCCUCCCAACCAACCUAGAGGGAGAUCGCCAGUACAACACCGCGAUGCGCCGGGCGAUCGCCACUGGUCUGCCCCAGCUGUGCCGGCAGCGAUCCAGGAUGCACAGUGCGAUCAGUGACAGGGAGCAGGCUCCCCUGGACCUGUACGCGACGUACGAUGCCGCGAUCCCCGGAGGCAUCGGGCCCUACGCCUACCUGACGCGCCUCUACGGCUACGUCUCCUUUCCGGCGUGGUCAACCAUACUCCUACCCGCAUCUCUUCUGCGCUUCCUACCCAACUCGUUUCAUCAGGUUCACACGGCGCUGGCUCUACCAGCCCACGAGCUUGACUACGGCCUGAUCAGGCCGCACUAUGCACGCGCCAGCCCCUCGCACCAUGGCGCUCCCGCCUUCUCGUUCAUCGAGUAUGAGAACGGGAGCGGGGAGAUCGUGCACGGCCGCGUGCACCUUCUCCUGACGCUGGUGAUGAACAGCGAGGAUGCACACCCCUCGGGAGAGGCCGUGGCAUUUGUGAGGCAGUGGUACCCCUCCCAGGUGGACGAAGGCACUGGCUGCAUGAGGAUGCGGCCCUCCUACGACGAGCUGAGCUACGAUCUCGUGCCGGUCAAUGCCGUGCAGAGGACCGUGCACAUGGUGGAGUCGUUUGUGACUCCUGGUCUUUGGUAUCUGAACAAGUGGGCUGGCCGCUACCGCGAGGAGUUGACCUAA